AAUAGCACACACUGUUUGUUAGAAAGAGAUCAUUUCACUGAUUUUGUAUGACAAGCAUAAAUCCACACAACCUCAAUUCUGCAGCAAUCGUCCCUAUAGAUGUUCGUCUGGCUGGCAGCUCGCAUAAGAUGCAGCGUCCAGACGGCAGCUUCGCAAGACGAAGUGAACCCAGCGUUACCAUACCGAUGGGGCGGUCAAGAGACGAGAUAAUGGCGGUGGAGAAGAGAGUAUCAGCGACUCUCGUUGAUAAACGGCCUGUCAGCCGGGGGGGGCUCAUCCACGGUGCCGAUAUGAAUACUAGCCCUGAAGAACUGAGCAUAUACGGCCCACGACCAUUGACGGCAGCAAGCACACAGGCCAAUUGCGGGAAUACCCUCGAUUUAUUGAAGUUCCUUGACGGCCAGCAUGAACCAAUGCACCGUUCAGCUCCGUUCCAGAUCGUCGUGAACAUAGUGGCCUCGGGCCGCAAGCGACUACGCUUGCAAGAAAACAACAAGCCCAAGGUUCGGCGCAAAAGCGAAGCAGCUGAAAGAGACGAUCAGCAUCGCCAGGCGGAAAAGCCUAGAUCGAGGAUAUGGAGUUCAAUGUCUCAGACGACGACGACGACGAAGAAGAAGAAGAAGAAGAAGAAGAAGAGGCCAUGGAGUGGCAAUGCCAAAUCACAGGCCAAUGAUACAGCAGUCCGUGACGACGAACAAGCUGGCAGCCCACAUCGGCGCAAGUGGAUGAUGGUGUCUGGAACGCGGAACAGGAAGAACUCCAAGCUGGUCGAGUACGAAAACCGCGACUUUUUAUACCCAGGAGUGGGCGAGCUGCCUUCUCUGCCAGUUGAGAAAAAGGACAAUAAGAACAACAGCAAUAAUAGUAAUAGUAAUUAUAUCGACAACGACAACAACUGCGACGACAGGCAGAGCUCCGUUGUGAGCCCGCGUUCACAGGAGCCGCGGACGCCAGGAGACGCUUUCUGGCAUCCAGAGACAGCCCACGAGAAUUUCAAUCAAACAGACCCCAAGAACGGCGCUGAACGGCCUGAAGAUUCCACUGCUGCCCCGCUUGCAAGAGAUCCAAAUCGCCUAGGCCAGGAACCGAGCUCUCUAGCGCUGAAUGGCUCCGCAGCUAACGGUGUUUGCGAUGUUCUCACCACGCCAACUGGCGGCAUCACGAGCGUCCGAGAUUAUAAUAGCGAGCACUGUCAUAAACUCAAUGACGCGCAUUGCGAGAAGCGGCAUCCAUUGAAACAACAUGCCUGUACGGAGAAAACCACUACUGUGUCGGGUUCAUCAAGCAUCGUCAGACCCCGUUUUGCACUGCUUCAGCCCAACGAUUGCCAUCCCGCGUCGAAGAACACCAGCUCAGCUCCACUGCUUCCAAGUGUUCCGCCUGGAUUAACACCAGCGCUGACAGCAUCGGGCAAAGAGACAGAUUCGGAGCCAAAGGAAUCGCUGCCUUAUCUGCCCUCUGACUCGUCUCACAUCGAUCUCGAGUGUCUACCACCUAGGAGUUCUAGCAAGGGAGCUUGCCAAAACCCAUCUAUCUUCGCUACGUUCACACAUCAUCGCCGCCGGAGCUCUUACUCCAAGACUCGUGCUUACCCACAGCGCCCUCGCAACUCCAUCGAUACCCAAUCGUUGAUUUCCCUUUUCCCUCGCCCCGCCCGCUUCACGGAUGCCUCACAAUCUGCAGCUUCGACGUCGUCACUGACUGGACAAAUGCAGCCGUUGCAUGCUGUGUCAACCUCGAUGCCAAACCGCGCCAGGAUAGCAAACAGUACUGGGCAUCAAAGAUCCAGCUCGAAAGGCUCACCGUUAGUUGCGUCUCGCCUGCACCGAGAGACAUCACUAGAUAUGACAACUACCCAGGCUGCCGUGCCUCUUCCACCCCCACAAACUACAGAUACCUCUCAACACACGUCGGUAGCAACCAAGACAACAAAUCUGCAAGAUCACUUCGUUUUCACAGCGUCUGGGGACCAACAAUGCAUAGAACGGAACUCUGGAAGACGCUCAAGUCCAAGGGGGCCUCUGGAGUCGAAAAGGCUACGUUGCUUGGGAAUAUCUGACCCCUCGAAGAUGGACGCAACAAAGCCACUAGACAAAAUGAGUCGAGCAGAACGAGUCUUUGUAUUGCGAAUGCGAGAUAUGUGUCUUGCCCGUGGAGGACUGAAAAAGGAUACCCAACCACCUCUUCCUUCAGAAGACAGCACACCCGAGGAGGUUCGGCGUGGUUGGGAGCUACAAUCGGAGUCCAAGAAAGCAGGGCAUCAAGCUACGGAUAUCUCGAUUACUCCUCCAAAAGUCAGGAGAAACGAUGCUCCAGGCUCUCCCCCAAGCAUUCCCUUGCCUAAAGACCCGCCUGUGCCCUCACUACGAUCUCCGUCUAAUAAGAUAGCAUUCAAUCUAAAUCAACUAGCCCGCCAGUCACCGUCGACCAUAUCGUUGGAUGCUGCUCUUGCCCACAAAGUUGACGCAAGUCUGUCUGCAAGUUCAAGCGGAAGCACUCACAGAAGCAAUAGCAAUAAGAGCUGGUCGAGUAGAAGUGCUCGUUCAGGAAGCAAUAUCCCUCAACAGCACCAUGCGGCUAAUGUCGCACACCACACGCCCAGUUCCCGAGCUGACGGUCUGCCAGAAAAGAAUGCGAUAUCCAGCGGAUCUCGCCCCCGUACUCCACUACCUCCACCAAUGUCUGAUGAAGCCCAUACUGCCAUUUCAACGGAUUGCGGAAAUUGCGUCUCCUCACACCUGCGAGCCAACCCAAGCCCAACAAACAAAAACCGCAAAAACACCUUCUUCUACAAAGAAAACCGGUCUGAACCCCGACUAAAUAAUGCCCCAGCAUCGCAAUCUCCCCUCCGCGAAUGCUUCCCCCCGGACAACUCCGGUCCAUAUACUCCUAGCCCGUCACAUUCCAGCAAUAAAAAUACCCACAGCAACAGAACCAGCGCCAGUAAUGGCAACCACACUCACACCACCUCGUCCCCACAAUCAUCCUCGAUACGCCCCCGCUCACAAGACACCUCCACACAUCCCCAAUGCGAAGCCCGCAUCGCCUUCCUCGAACGUCAGAACAAAAUGCUCCAGGCAGCCCUCAUCGCCGCUCUAGAUGUUGGGGUCACCUUUGACGCGGACCUCAUACGUAGCGUCACCGCGACACCACCUAUUAGCAUCGCUAGCCCAGGUUGCGAAACCAAUAACAAGGAUACCUUUCGUCACUCAUACGCGAGUACGGCUACGACUGGCACGACGAGAACGACUACAAGCGCCCAACGCCUGAGUAUGGAUGGUCGUCGAUCGCACAUUAGCGAUCAGAGCGUCGAGCGUGGAGUCAAUGUGGCUAGAUCGCGGAGCGUGCGGGAGGCGCAGACGCCUAACUAUCAAAAUAGAAAACUAGCUUGCGGUGGGGAGGGCUCAGGGGAUAGAUAUAAGGCCAUCACCUCAUUUUCACGUCCAUUGUCGCCACGGCCCUUUGAAUAGAAUGAUUUUAUUCUCGGUGGAUUAGAAAUGUUGGACGUAUCUUGCUUGGUGUUGGAGAGCUUUUGUUUUGACCUUUUUUAUUUCACUCCUCUCUUUGUUUGUGGGAGUGUUGUUUUUUUAGCGAAUACCAAUAUACCAUAUGAUGUUAGUUAUUUCAAUAAAAUCUAUUUUCCCCUCUUCCUCAUAAGACCUUUUUUCUCUCCCUUUACCUUUUCCGACGGUACGGUUGUAAGUUGCUUGCGGCGAGGAAUAAACGAAAACAUCUGAGAUAUACAGAGUUUAUCAGUUAAAGAAAAUGAAA
Molecule: messenger RNA, 3771 nt
Organism: Blastomyces dermatitidis ER-3
Lineage: Eukaryota; Fungi; Ascomycota; Eurotiomycetes; Onygenales; Ajellomycetaceae
Exons: 2
Coding region: 48-3470 (1140 amino acids)
Source: RefSeq, a predicted model, not a curated record